AUGCUCUGCCACCCCACCACCACACCCUCAUCACCGCUUUGCCACCCCACCGCCACCCCCUCAUCACUCCUCUGCCACCCCCUAAUCACCACUCUGCCACCCCACCGCCACCCCUCAUCAACGCUCUGCCACCCCACCGCCACACCCUCAUCACCGCUCUGCCACCCCACCUGCCCCCUAAUCACCCCUCUGCCACCCCACUGCCACCCCCUCAUCACUCCUCUGCCACCCCACAGCCACCCCCUAAUCACCCCUCUGCCACCCCACCACCACCCCCUCAUCAACGCUCUGCCACCCCACCGCCACCCCCUAAUCACCCCUCUGCCACCCCACUGCCACCCCCUCAUCACCGCUCUGCCACCCCACUGCCACCCCCUAAUCACCCCUCUGCCACCCCACCGCCACACCCUCAUCACCGCUCUGCCACCCCACCGCCACCCCCUAAUCACCCCUCUGCCACCCCACUGCCACCCCCUCAUCACUCCUCUGCCACCCCACCGCCACCCCCUCAUCACCGCUCUGCCACCCCACUGCCACCCCCUCAUCACCCCUCUGCCACCCCCUAAUCACCCCUCUGCCACCCCACUGCCACCCCCUCAUCACCGCUCUGCCACCCCACUGCCACCCCCUAAUCACCCCUCUGCCACCCCACCGCCACCCCCUCAUCAACGCUCUGCCACCCCACCACCACACCCUCAUCACCGCUCUGCCACCCCACCGCCACCCCCUAAUCACCCCUCUGCCACCCCACUGCCACCCCAUCAUCACUCCUCUGCCACCCCCUAA
Messenger RNA from Coregonus clupeaformis (lake whitefish), 786 nucleotides. Its product is annotated as protein TRACHEARY ELEMENT DIFFERENTIATION-RELATED 7A-like. NCBI's taxonomy places the organism in Eukaryota, Metazoa, Chordata, Actinopteri, Salmoniformes, Salmonidae. Bases 1 to 786 code for a protein of 261 amino acids. The transcript has a single exon. The record is from RefSeq and is a predicted model, not a curated record.